Molecule: messenger RNA, 1082 nt
Organism: Mangifera indica (mango)
Lineage: Eukaryota; Viridiplantae; Streptophyta; Magnoliopsida; Sapindales; Anacardiaceae
Product: chromatin remodeling protein SHL
Exons: 5
Coding region: 93-743 (216 amino acids)
Molecular function (GO): chromatin binding
Source: RefSeq, a predicted model, not a curated record
AUAAAAAUUAAAAAAAAAAAGAAAUUUGAAUUUUUUACGAUCUCUGUUUGUCUUGUGUAUUCUCCAUCGCUACUUGUGGUGAUCACUGAUCAAUGGCCAAACCCAAAGCUCCUAAGCGAACUCUCGAGUCUUACACAGUCAAACACAUCAACAAAACAAUUAAACCCGGCGACUGCGUUUUAAUGCGCCCGUCGGAUCCGUCGAAGCCUUCGUACGUGGCGAAGAUCGAGGGGAUCGAAUCCGACGCGCGUGGCACCAACGUGAAGGUGCGCGUGCGCUGGUACUACCGGCCGGAGGAAUCGAUCGGAGGCCGCCGGCAAUUUCACGGCUCUAAGGAAGUCUUCCUCUCCGAUCAUUAUGACCUUCAGAGCGCCGACACAGUCGAAGGAAAGUGUACGGUCCACAGUUUCAAGAGUUACACGAAGCUUGACGCCGUCGGAAACGACGAUUUUUUCUGCCGUUUCGAGUAUAACUCCUCCACGGGAGCUUUCAAUCCCGAUCGUGUCGCCGUGUAUUGCAAAUGUGAAAUGCCAUACAACCCUGACGAUCUAAUGGUUCAGUGUGAAGGAUGCAGCGAUUGGUUCCAUCCUACCUGUAUAAACAUGACUGCCGAGGAGGCUAAAAGACUUGACCACUUCUUCUGUGAAAAUUGCUCUACUGAAGGCCAAAAGAAGUUACAGAAUUCUCAUACCACAGCCAGACACUCAGAUACUAAGGUGGAUACAAAACGGCGUCGGAGGUGAUAGUAAGAACAUAAACAAGUCAAGAAUCAUCCCCUGUAAAUCUUUGCGUAGGCUUCGUGCAGACACCUUCCUGACAAAGUUUAGUUGUGAUUUAGUGGAAGAGGGAAAGUGGUCUGAAUAAGCUGUUUGUCUGACGGACAGACAGACAGACAGACAGACGGUGACCACGUUCUCCUUUGAAAGCUGAUGAUGUGUAUGAUUUUCUGUAAUAUGAUGUAAAUUCCCCCUCCUUUCUUUCCUCUUUCUGUCUUCUUUGUUUAUAUAUGAAAUAGGUUUGUGUAUAAUACAAAGUAUUUAGACUUUGAAGAGCAAUGGAUAAAAAGGUCUUUUCAUUUCUUA